Messenger RNA from Aspergillus ochraceoroseus IBT 24754, 591 nucleotides. RefSeq lists its product as uncharacterized. The transcript has a single exon. Bases 1 to 591 code for a protein of 196 amino acids. Lineage: Eukaryota; Fungi; Ascomycota; Eurotiomycetes; Eurotiales; Aspergillaceae. The record is from RefSeq and is a predicted model, not a curated record.
AUGUUAUUUUAUUUGAUUUUUCUCUUUACAUUUCCUUCGUUAUCCGUAGUGCGAACUACGAAGGCGCUAGGGGGGUUGGUUCCUAUUUUAGACUGUGGCUGCUCAACGCACAAGUCAGCAUAUAUCAAGGCUUCUUCCCCGUGGAGUAUAAGUCGAUGGCUUCAUGAAAUCAUACACGCGGAGCAAGGCACCGUGUUGGUUGACUCUGACGGCGGCAAAUGUCAAUGCUCCCGGUCUAAUGAUACUAUCGUCGUCCUGAAGGAUAUCCGACCUGACCCAACCAGUGAGGAGCGCAGAUUGACUCCAGUGUACCACCAGAUUUUCCGGGCUAGAUCUGUUGAAAAGGCCUCGUGUUUGCUUCUUCAAUUUCCAAUCCCAUGUGUCUACCGAAAUCACAACAGAUCUCCAGAAAAUGCCUCAAUACCUGCAGUCUCAUCCUCGACGGAUCAGGAUACUGAUGAGAACCAUGGUUGGACGUGCGAGUUACCCCGACUCUUUCCGGUCGCGCAGUUCUCUCUCAAAGCGAGAUCCGAUCGUAUCUCGGACACCCAAGCGUUGGCUGAGCAAUCGCCAUCCCAAAAUCAAGGAUGA